AUGGAUAACAACCAACAACAAGCUAGCAUUAGUAACUUUGUCACUAAUCCCUAUGUCAGAUCCUCUUGGAUUGCCUUCUUUACUCUCUGGGUUCUCUGGGGCCUCGCUUACUUUCUGCGCCAUGCCUUUGGCUAUGACCAUGUAAAUCAUACUGCUACCACGAAAACAGGUACUACCGCUGUUCCGGGGGCACAUCAGGACCCAGAGACAGCUGUUGGCAGUGGAGUUGAUGGUGAAGCUGCUGGUACCAAAAAGCCUAGAUUGCAGGGAUUCCAUACUUCCAUGACCGAUCGUUUGAGAAGAGCUCAUGAAAUCUUGCUUGAAAAUACCUUGUUGCUUCUGUCUGUCUUGACAUUGAACACAUUUGGCUCAGGUUCUACUCGUGCUGUCAUGAUCUUGGCCUGGAUCUUCUUUGCUUUUACUGUCAUCCAUGCCUUUACUGAAAUCGGAAUCAACCAUCACUUCAUUCGAAUGAUCUUUAACAUUAUCUUUUACGGUGUCACUCUUGCUAUUGGUGGUCUUGCAUUCCACGAGGGAUGGCACGUCGUUGGCUCUGUAUUCUAA
Mucor velutinosus is the source of this 564-nucleotide messenger RNA. RefSeq lists its product as uncharacterized. The coding region runs from base 1 to 564 and encodes 187 amino acids. Lineage: Eukaryota; Fungi; Mucoromycota; Mucoromycetes; Mucorales; Mucoraceae. Gene Ontology annotation, cellular component: membrane. The transcript has a single exon. The record is from RefSeq and is a predicted model, not a curated record.